CAAAUUAGUCAUAUCAAAAACAAGCAAAAUAUACAUGUUAUUGAAUCGACAGACGAAACCCUACUGCUUGGCAACGACUGGUUCCAAAGAGCUCAAGUGCGAAUUCACUUCGACGAACAACGGCUGUUUCUUAAGCACGACGGUAAAAGAAUCGAGGUACCCAUCUCUAGUAAUGGCACGAAGAAGUUGGAGGUACCGGAAGAGAGAGACCAGCCUGGACGAAGAGCUAGUGAAGCAGAAGGAUACUAUACGGAAGAAGCUGUUGAAGAACCCAUGGAUCUAUUCUAUAACUCGUGGGAAGAAUCGACAAGUCCGGCCCUGUAUCUGACGAACGUAGAGGAGAUGCCAACAAAAGAUGACGACGAGACCAAAAUUACGGUAGAAAGGUGGAUUGAACAGUUCCUCCAGAACGAUAACCUUGAUAAAGAAGACAAGGAAAAAGCAGCGUCGUUCUUUAAACAGGAAAGGACCCUGUUCGCAAGCGAUAUACGAGAACUUGGAGAGACGAACCAUAGGUCAGGAUGUACACAUUGGAAUGCGGAUGCAUUGUCUCGAAUAAAUGGAACGGAAGACGACAUCGUGGAAAUAUAUAUGGCAAUAGUAGAAAGUGGUGAAGAAGAAUUAGUAACGGAAAAGGAUGAAAAACAGAAUGAUAAAGAACAAACCAACUUACCCAAUUUCGAACAACAUCUUGCAUUAGAAAUCUUAGAUCGACAGAAGGCUAUAUAUACGAUCGAAUUUCAUGGAUUUAACCUAAUAGCGACAGAACCUAAACAACUGUUAGUGUUAAGAGAUUGGGUAAUUACGGGAGCGAAGCAAGAAUUGAUUCGAAGGGAAUACUUACUCGAUACCAGCAUCGACUUGGGAUAUACCAAGCCAUUGGACCUGCAAGAAAUAGAGAAGGAUAAAAACGCCAAUUGA
This is a messenger RNA of Cetraspora pellucida, 921 nucleotides long. NCBI's taxonomy places the organism in Eukaryota, Fungi, Glomeromycota, Glomeromycetes, Diversisporales, Gigasporaceae. The record is from the annotation of a GenBank genome assembly.